AUGUCGGUGUUUUUGCGCGGAAUGCAACCGAAGAAUGGCUUCACAGCAAUGACGAUACGUUUUGUGGACCACUUCAGAGAGCUGGAUAUUGGCUGGACGCACAAUAAGCUGAUAAGCCAGGGUGUCGAGCAGUUCGUCGAUGAGUUCCUCCCGCACAUACGGUUUAUUCUUUCUAUGUUCAGCACAAAAAUUGGCCCUCUCUCUGUUGCCCAAAAUUUUUUCGCGCAUCCCACCUUCCCCUCGUUAGCCUUUUUUGCAUUCCUCUUUCUCCUCCUUAAAUGCUGCACUUGUUUCAGCGCUCAUUGCUCUUAG
Gongylonema pulchrum is the source of this 312-nucleotide messenger RNA. The record is from the annotation of a GenBank genome assembly. Lineage: Eukaryota; Metazoa; Nematoda; Chromadorea; Rhabditida; Gongylonematidae.